This is a messenger RNA of Babesia bovis T2Bo, 3228 nucleotides long. Its product is annotated as Elongation factor Tu GTP binding domain family protein. The record is from RefSeq and is a predicted model, not a curated record. Gene Ontology annotation, molecular function: GTPase activity; GTP binding. The transcript has a single exon. The coding region runs from base 123 to 3188 and encodes 1021 amino acids. Lineage: Eukaryota; Apicomplexa; Aconoidasida; Piroplasmida; Babesiidae.
CUACAAAUGUGGAAGGUGCGAAUGGGAUAAGUCAUCUUCUAUCGCCAACGUGUACCAAUAAGCCUCUUUAUAAUAACCGCUUCCAUGGUUACUAUGACGCAGGCAAUCAUCCUGGAAAUCAUAUGCCCCCGAAUGGGCAAGAUUGGCAACAUCAUAGGGGAUAUUAUAACCCAAGUUAUAAUAAUUACUAUUAUGAUGGUAUGAUGCACUAUGGAGGAAUCUAUCCUCAAAUGCCGUAUGCUAACUCGGGGUACCCUGGAUAUGGAUAUCAGGGGAUGCCAGGAUACUGUCCAGCACAGGUGCCACUUUUCCCACCAGAUAACAGAUCAUACGGCUAUAACCCAUCAGCUGGAUCCGCUGAUGUAGAGUAUGGCUACGGUAGUACUGCAUUAACUAAUGGUGGAGCACACAUGUGGCAAUCCACUAGACAAUACCAACAUCAACAUGCUGCACCGUAUCCCGAAAUAAGUGGUAACAAACAACAACACCAUCAAAAGAAUACACAAUAUAAUAAAAGUGUACCUGGUGGUGUAUAUGGAAGCGAACUUCUGCAAACUUAUGUGAGUGAGUCUACAAUAUCAAAGAGAGAAGAACGCACUACAGUGGUAAAAAACUAUUUUGCAGCAUUUCAACAUUACAAGGAUAUAAUUUGGAUGAACGAUCAUACCCCGGAUGAAGAAUGGCCUGGUACUGAUAAGCUUAAACACGGAGAGCCUUUCUUUGCAGUAAUUCAACAUUGGAUGACGCCAAUACACGCAGUGGUACUAUCAGUAGACAAAAUGGUGGAGUGCUGCAUGGUAUCAGAUGGCGCACCUCCAGAAAUCAGUGUACCUACGAUGAGAACCCAUUUUAAACCCGAACGUAUCGUACAAGUUAAGUUAAAAUGGCCACAAGAGUUUGACGAUAAAGGAAGGCCAAUUGUGGAACUAUAUCAUCAAAGGGAGAAUAAUACAUACGUAUACCAUGAAAACGAUACAGCUUGGGGGAUGCCAUUAAUGAUAUAUAGGAAUCAAGCUAUAUUGAGUCUAGACAAAAGUGACGAUGUUGCGCUACUGUACUUCUGCGAGUUGUGCACAGCUAUGCUGGAUAACAAAAUGUAUACGUUUAAAGACUUCCUUGAAAAAGGUGAACGAAUUCAGUUGCAUUUAACAAGACAACCCAUUUUGCCAUAUCACUUUACAUACCGUUCGUGCGUUCCAUGGAAUUCAACAAAACGCCUUGAAUGGGCAAAUAAAUUCCCCGAGAUCAAAAAAUUGGUCGCACCAUGUGAAUAUGACAAAGAAUUUGUGAUGAACGCAUAUAAUUACCAAAAUAAAGGUGGAUAUGGAUUUAAUGACCAUUAUUCACAACCAAUAUUCCAGCGUCCUGAAAAUGAUGCAGAUGAAGCGUUGUAUUCAAUCUUGCCAACAGCCACUUCACCAUUGACCAUUGGCGAGUUCACCAAGCGUAUAGGUGGGAAGCUUAAGGACGUUUUAAGGUUUUUAAUACUUCAAGCAGAAGCGCCUAUCGAUGCUAAUGCACAAUUAUCGGUAAACCUGGCAAAAAGCAUUUAUAAUUUUGUUGCUGAACGUACGGAGUUUAACGAUAUUGACAAACAUGUGCAGCAAAAGGAGCUAGAAGAACUCAAGGGGAAAUGUGAAGUCAUAUGUCUUGAAAGACCACCAGUAGUUGUAUUGAUGGGCCACAUUAACCAUGGGAAAACUGCGCUGUUCGAUAUGUUAACAGGAACUAAUAACAUCCAAGAUGAACCCGGACAAAUAACACAGACUGUUCGGUCUUUUACAACAACGGACAAGUGUCCAAUGACGGUUAUUGAUACUCCAGGCCACGAAGUAUUCGAUGCGAUGCGUCGCUGCGGCGCAACUAUCGCAGAUAUCGCAUUAAUAGUGAUAGAUUCCAUAGAAGGGCUAAAAGAACAGACCAUUGAAUGCAUUAAACUAUGCAAGUCACUAUCAAUACCUUUCAUCAUUGCCGCAACGAAAUGUGACCUGCCAAAUGCUUACGACAAAACAGAAGAGUUGGCAAUGAGGUUGACUGAAGAAGGUGUAAUUAUAGAAAAUUUGGGUGGUGAUACCCAAUUCGUACAGGUAUCAUCAAAACAAGAUACCGACACAAGCAAAGAAGCCAUUCUAAAUGCUAUCAUGCUACAAUCAGCAGCCACUGAUGAACGCGUGGUUGUUGAUUCACCUGGUGUGGUCGGCAGAGGAUUUGUACUUGAAGCAGGGAAAGGCCAAAGAGCAUCGCCAUAUUGCCUGGCAAUAAUAAAACAAGGCUCCCUGACCAAAGGAAGCUGCUUUGUAUCCGGAAAGGCGAUUGCGAAAAUCAAGACGCUGAAAACACCAGAUGGGAAACGUGUUACAGUAGCCAAACCAUCGCAAGCUGUGUUUGUGGAUGGAUUUCAAGAUGAUAUAUUACCAUGUCCAGGGGACCCCUUCGUUAUAUAUGAAAAUGAAAAUUACGCUAAGAUGAUAUGUGAUCAACAGGUGCAGGAGGAGCUCGAUAUAAAAGAGGCACACGAAUUGCAACGGCAAAUUACGGAAGGCCUUAACGUACUACAUGAACAACCUAUAAAGGAAUCUGGAAUUAAAUAUAUACCAGUGGUGAUAAAAGGUGGUACGCAGGGAGCUCUAAAUGCGGUUAAACGGUCAAUUUCUAUGAUGAAGGUAGAAGGUAUGAGAACUAUUGCUAUGUACGAUAUUGUAUCCGGCACAGUAGGUCCUAUUUACAAAACGGACGUUAUCGACGCCCAUGAUGCCAAUGCGAUAAUCCUUGGACUGGACAGCCUAAUGAAAGCUGAUGCCAAGACGGAGGCUAAAAAACUAGGUGUCACAGUUGUCAAUAGCGAUGUCAUCUACGAACUGAUGGACAAAGCUUUGGAACUGUUACGCAAUAAACUUGGUGACCAACUGCUAACUGAUUUAUAUGGCAGAGCACGUGUACUAAAGGUGUUUGAUGCAGUGCGCAAGACAAAAGCUGCAGGGUGUGUAGUCAUUAACGGACGCAUACCGAAAGACAGUGCCAUUCGCGUUGUUAGAAACGGCAAGCCAGUAUUCGCCGGAAAGCUUUCUUCACUGCGCCACACUACAAAUAGUGUUGAAGAAGCGAUGGAAUCCCAAUCGUGUGGUAUGAUCUUCGAUGGUUGGAAUGACGUCCAGGUCAAUGACAUCGUAGAGGCAUACGUGCCAUAGAUCCCUCACACACUGGUACACAUAAACUUUAAUUAAUUUU